Molecule: messenger RNA, 1746 nt
Organism: Zingiber officinale
Lineage: Eukaryota; Viridiplantae; Streptophyta; Magnoliopsida; Zingiberales; Zingiberaceae
Product: alpha-humulene 10-hydroxylase-like
Exons: 2
Coding region: 59-1591 (510 amino acids)
Molecular function (GO): iron ion binding; monooxygenase activity; heme binding
Source: RefSeq, a predicted model, not a curated record
ACAUUAAUUAAUUAGUGCAGUACUGAUCAUAUCAACCAUCAUCUACUGCCUACGUAAGAUGGAAGCCCAUCUCUUUUCUCCCUUCUUCUUCCUCACUCUCUCCCUCUUCUUCCUCUUCAUCCUAACACUACUGCAGUUCAAGAAGCAAAGGAAGCCUGCACAAAAGGUACUGGCACCUCUUCCGCCGGGCCCUCCAAAGCUUCCCCUCCUCGGAAACAUCCAUCACCUUGCCGGUGCCAAUCCCCACCGCACUCUCCGCCACCUCUCCCUAGUUCAUGGCCCGCUCUUGCUUCUCCGGCUCGGUCAGGUCGACCUAGUCGUCGCCUCCUCCGUGGAAGCCGUGGAGGAGAUAAUCAAGCGUCACGACCUCAACUUCGCCAACCGGCCAUCCGACUUGACCUUCGCCAACAUAUUGGCCUACGACGGCCUCAGCGUCGCCAUGGCCGCCUACGGCGGCUACUGGAAGCAAAUGAGGAAGAUCUACGCCAUGGAGCUGCUCAACUCUCGGCGCGUCAAGUCCUUCGCCACGAUCCGCGAGGAUGCGGUCCGCAAGCUCACCGCGGAAAUCGCAAGCGCCGCAUCGUUCGGCCAAACGCCUCUGAAUCUUAGCGAGAUGGUGAUGUCCAUGACGAACGCGCUGGUGUUGAGAGCAGCGUUCGGCGACAAGUGCCAGCAGAAGGGGAAGUUCCUGCAACUGGUGAAGGAAGGGGUGGGUUUGGUCACCAGCUUCGCAGUGGCCGACAUGUUCCCCUCGCUCAAGUUCUUGGACACCCUGACCGGCUUGAAAUUUAAGCUACAGCGAGUUCGAGGGCAGAUCGACCAGGUGUUCGACGAGAUCAUCUCACAGCACCAGGCCGAGAGAGCAGGCCCUUCAGAGGAGGAUCUAAUCAUCGAUGUUCUUCUGAGGCUCAAGGACCAAGAUGACCAAGAAUUUCCAAUAACAUCCACCAGCAUCAAGGCCAUCGUAUUGGAAAUAUUUCUCGGAGGAACAGAGACAUCGUCGACGGUGAUCGAGUGGGCUAUGUCGGAGCUAAUGAAGAACCCGGAGGCGAUGGAGAAAGCUCAAAAGGAGAUCAGGGAGGCCAUGCAAGGGAAGACUAAGCUGGAGGAGAAUGACAUCGCCAAGUUCAACUACCUUAAAUUAGUGAUCAAGGAGACCCUCCGACUUCAUCCUCCGGGUCCCCUGUUGCUGCCCAGAGUGUGCAAGGAGGAGUGCGAGGUCGUAGGAUACCGAGUGCCGACGGGGGCUCGCCUGCUCAUCAACGCGUGGGCUUUGGGCAGGGACGAGCGCUACUGGGGCGGCGACGCCGAGAGGUUCAAGCCGGAGAGAUUCGCCGACGGCUCGGUCGAUUUUCGAGGAUUCAACUUUGAGUUUGUGCCGUUCGGCGCGGGGCGAAGGAUAUGCCCCGGCAUGACGUUUGGGCUGUCGUCCGUGGAAGUCGGGCUGGCUCACCUGCUCUUCUAUUUCGACUGGAAGCUUCCGGGCGGAAUGAAGGCCGAAGAGUUGGACAUGAUGGAGAUUUCCGGUGCGAGUGCUCCGAGGAAGUCGCCCCUGUUCUUGCUUGCCAACCCACGAAUUCCUCUGCCGUAGCCUUCUCUUGUCUCUUUGCGUUCUAUAUUUAUAUACCUAUACAUGUAGUCAUACAUGUAUAAUUUAGCAUUCUAGUAAAUAAAAAGCCCCAAAUUAACUUUGUUUCCUCCCAUAUGUUAUAUCCUGAUUUUUUCAAUAAAAAUAAUUGGCUUUGA